AACGGAGCCCGGCGCCCGGCGCACACAUGUGAGAUAUCGCGGGAAAGCCAAGCUGGCAAAACGCACGCGUGGCAUCGUCGUCUCCUGUAUUUACGGCACCGUUACUUGUCAAAUUUUCUCCAUUCCGCAUAUCUACAACUAAAGAAGGUAUGUCAAGGCCAUGUUUAAUGUUUAACUAUCUAAAUAAGUAAAUAUAACGUUAUAUAAUUGUGUUUACUACCUUCGAAACUACGAUGUUGUUUUGGUUGACGUGGCGGCAAAAGUCUGUUUUGUUUUUCUGGUUUUGCUAGACAUCAGCGUGCAUACAAAUUUGAUAUAGACAGAUCUCAAAUGAUUUUCGUAAUUUAUCUAAUGAUCAUAUCUUGUCUUUGGCUUAGAAGAGCAUGGAAAAAUACAAAGAAUUUGAGACAUGGAGGAAUGCAGCUCUGACGAAGUACCUGAGCGACAGGGGGUGGAAAACAACUGGCGACCAUAAGAUGCUAGUUGCCAGGGCCUUCAGUGCUUGGGAGAACAACAUCCCAGUGCAGCCGUCAGCAGCUGAGCUAGCUGAAACCGCGAAGAAGGAAUAUGAACAGCUGGUGGAAGGGAUAGAAGAUCCCCUCCAGUUUGGACCUGAAGCCUGGACAACCGAGACUGAGGGCAUUGAAGGCUGGCCAAAUGUCAUGUACAGUGACAUUUAUGACUACAUAAUGAAGGAACACCCAGGCAAGGACCAAACCCUAAACAACCGUAUGCUGAAUGCCUACAAGGAAGGCAAAGCAUACACCUUCUACACAAAUGGUUGGCUGCAAGAGGUGCAGUCUUGCAAGCGAGGUGGGCUUGUCUACUUGCGAGCAAAAUGUACACCAUCAUGCAAAAUAAAUGAAUUCCCGCACAAGGCAUGGGUUUGCUGCCACCAAACUGGCACCAUCAAAGAGGCUUACUGCUCUUGUACAGCUGGGUUGGGACAGUCAUGCAGUCACAUCGCAGCGGUGCUGUUUAAGGUCGAGGCAGCAGUCCGGACCUAUCUAGUAAACCCUGCGUGUACAUCUACAGCCGCCCGGUGGAAUGUUGCCCCAGGGAAAAGAGUCCAGAAGAGAAAAUGCAAGGACUUGUGUUUAAAAAAUGAUAAAUUUGGCAAAACUGGUGUGUACCUAUAAAUUUUGAGUUCAGCCUACUAAAAUUAACAUUCACAUGCCGAGCACAUGUUACAAAUAACUUAAGAUAUCUACAUGUCUAAAUUGUAAUACUAACACUUCAUAUUGCAGGGUUGCAACUACAACUGUCUAUACUUUUGUUAACAGAAACUUGUCUAAGAAACAUUAUCUGUUCUAAUAUCCACACAUGUACUAAAAGUAAGAUGUUGACUAUUCGGAUAACUGAUUAAAAUACUUCUGUCUACAAUGUGUGCUUCACUUGUAUUGUUGACUACACUUUCCUAUAUUUGUACAUGUUGAACGUUAUAUUUGUUACAUCAA
Molecule: messenger RNA, 1457 nt
Organism: Branchiostoma floridae (Florida lancelet)
Lineage: Eukaryota; Metazoa; Chordata; Leptocardii; Amphioxiformes; Branchiostomatidae
Exons: 3
Coding region: 384-1139 (251 amino acids)
Molecular function (GO): zinc ion binding
Source: RefSeq, a predicted model, not a curated record